AUGGAUAUAGAAUUUUGCCCACAACAUCUUUUAGCUUAUGAUAAUUCAGUAAUUAACGAAGAAGAUGACAUUAAGAUAAAAGUGGAAGAAAAUUUAUCUUCAAUUAUCAAAAAAAUUAAUGAAUUAAAGAACGAAAAACAUAAUGAUGGAGAAUUAAUUUAUUUUUUAGAAAAAAAUAAUUUUUUUAAUAUACCUAGAUACUCAAAAAUUCCUAAAACGAAAAAAAGUACAAAAUGGGAAAUGUUUGCUGAAAAAAAAUUAAUGAAAAAAAAAAAUAAAAGUGGUUUAAUUUUUGAUAAAAAUUCGAAAGGAUGGGUUAGGCGUUAUCAGAAAAAACAUAUAAAAGAAAACGAAGAGAAAUUAAAAUUCGUACAUGAAUAUAAAGACAACGAAAACCUUUAUGAAGAUCCUUUUGAAAAAAAAGAAGAAGAAAAAGAAAUUAAAAAAAUGAAACAGAAAAUGAGAGAAAUGAAAAAUAAGUUUGAUCAAAAAGGAAUUUCCAAUGAAGAUAUAAAAUACAUUCAAAGACAAAAAAGAAAAAGAGAAAAUUUAAUUGAUAAUCUUAAAAUGGCACAAAUUUCAUCUUCGACAUUUGGGCGAGAAGACAAAAAAUUAAAAAAAGAAAAAAAAUUAAAAGUAAAGAACAAUGUAACAAAACAAAAAUACGAAAAUCGUUUACCCAAAGAUGAAAUAAACCAAAAUAAUAAAAUAGCUGCGAUUGUUUUGAAAUCUCUUUAA
Plasmodium gallinaceum is the source of this 738-nucleotide messenger RNA. RefSeq names its product nuclear preribosomal assembly protein, putative. The record is from RefSeq and is a predicted model, not a curated record. The transcript has 3 exons. Gene Ontology annotation, cellular component: preribosome, large subunit precursor; nucleolus; nucleus. Gene Ontology annotation, biological process: ribosomal large subunit biogenesis; ribosomal large subunit export from nucleus; ribosome biogenesis. NCBI's taxonomy places the organism in Eukaryota, Apicomplexa, Aconoidasida, Haemosporida, Plasmodiidae. Gene Ontology annotation, molecular function: protein binding. The coding region runs from base 1 to 738 and encodes 245 amino acids.